AUGUAUCACUUCCAGGGCAAUCGCGAUCACGAUACCCGGAAUGAUAGCGCCGACCGACGGCGCCCGAGAAACUUCAAUGCGCGACAUGAGGCAACGCGCAGAGAUCGGUUCCGCAGACCUCCCCCACCCAGGACCGCAGCCGAGCGACCACUAUUUCGUCUGAGGCAUGAAGAAGUCGAGAAUGCUUCGUUUUUAGAUCCCCACGCAGACUCUAAAUUCCGCAACCUCGAGGAGUUGACUGACAGUGAUGAGGAGGCGAUGGCUCUGUCCGAUGAUGAGGAGCCGGAGAGAGAUACAAAGCGUGCUCGAGUAAUUGAGCCUGACACUGCGGCAGUCGCGACCGUGCCUAAAUGGUCAAAUCCAGAUCCUUACACGUCCCUGCCUCCGCUCACGGCAGGAGAGUCGACUGCGAAGCACACCGACGUGCUAAAACUUAUUCGGAAGGCGCGUAUUGACUCCUCUCGCAGCCAGACUGCCUCUAGCGCCGAUGACUUCAUUUCCUUUAGUAGGGAGGGAUCAGAUGCUGAAGACGCUGCACCACCAGCAGCCUCAUCUACUCCUCCACAGUUGGACGGAGCCAUGGGUGUGCAAUCGUCGAGAGAGGAGGGUUCGGCCACUGAAGGCAAGGUUCUUGGAAAACGAAAGAGGGGACAGACCAUUGGCAGUCAACCGCCUAGACAAUCCUCACACAACAAAAUUUAUGGAGACUCGAGGGUGCAAAAGCGGUGGGCAGUGGUUGAAGGCAUAGCUUUGGCACCCUGGUUGACCGAGUCUUAUGGUACUGAUAUUCCUGGCAUCGCCUUACACAAGGAGAUCAUCGACUUCUAUGAUUGGGUUAAGCCGAAGGACUUUGAGCAGCAAGUUCGCGCCAGUGUCUUCCGGCGCCUCGGUGAGAGUUUCGCCAAAUGCAUGAAAGGCGAACUCAAGGCUUUUGGAUCUUAUGCCGCUGGGCUUUAUCUACCGACAGCCGACAUGGACCUUGUCUACCUCACAAGUAACUACAGACCUGGACGAUUGCCAACACGUGAAGAUGGCCGAAGAGUUUUGCCGCAUUUUUCCAGACACCUUCGGAUGAACCAGAUUGCAAAGCCCAAUUCAAUUGUCGUUAUUAGCGGCGCAAAGGUGCCCAUUAUCAAGUUCGUUGAUAGAGUCAGUGGUCUCAAGGUGGAUCUGUCCUUCGACAACGAUUCUGGCAUUGUUGCUAUCGACACAUUUCAGAAGUGGAAGAAAGAAUAUCCUGCGAUGCCAGUUAUUGUGGCCAUUAUCAAGCAGUUUCUCAUGAUUCGAGGACUGAAUGAUGUGGCUACGGGCGGCUUGGGCGGGUUUUCGACAAUAUGUCUCGUGACAAGCCUCCUUCAGCAUAUGCCGCCCAUAAAACAACGAAUGAACCUCGGCGAAGUCCUGUUAGAAUUCUUUAAUCUAUAUGGCAAUGUCUUCGACAAAGACUCAGUGAUCAUCCGACUGGAACCGCCUGGAUAUGUCGACAAGAGGACUUAUAUGCCUACCGCCUUCAGAGAUAAAGAUGGUCGAUUGACUAUUGUUGAUCCGAAUCGCCCGGACAACAAUAUUUCAGGCGGCACUCGGUUGAUCGACGAUAUCAUCAAUUGCUUUUCCCUAGCUCAUCAGACUCUCUUAAGCCGACUCGAAUCCUAUGGAGACCAAAGUAGCCAGGGACGGGCCCAAAGCUUGUUGGAAUGUCUCAUCGGCGGCAAUUUCACCAUGUAUGAGACCCAGAGACAGAUAAUGUUCAACCUCUCUCCGGCUGGUUCACUCAUACCGCCCUCUGAUGGUUCUAAUCUGCCCCCACGCCCCAUCGCCACCGUCAAAGGUGAGCCUACGACAGUCGCGGGUCCCUCCAAGAAGCAAAAGACCAAGCCAUCCGUUGCUACAAAGGAGAAGACCGAUACGAAGAUGAAGAAUAGUGACUCCAGUACCUCUGAAGAGAACUCAGCACCGCGAACCAAGAAGGCCAACAAGAGUGAAAAACGAGCAAAUCGUCUGAAGCGAUUGAGACCUGACCUGGCGCCGUUGAUCCGCCGAACCAUCACCAAACCCGAAGCAGUCAGACUAGGAGGUUAUACCUCUCAGGACGCCAUGGAACGGGACCUCCAAGCAAGGGAAGCUGCCAUGCAGAAGGCGAAGGCGAAAUGA
Molecule: messenger RNA, 2151 nt
Organism: Capronia coronata CBS 617.96
Lineage: Eukaryota; Fungi; Ascomycota; Eurotiomycetes; Chaetothyriales; Herpotrichiellaceae
Exons: 4
Coding region: 1-2151 (716 amino acids)
Biological process (GO): RNA 3'-end processing
Cellular component (GO): TRAMP complex; nucleolus
Molecular function (GO): mRNA binding; poly(A) RNA polymerase activity
Source: RefSeq, a predicted model, not a curated record